AUGCUCCAUGGUGACAUGAACUUGUCGAGACUCAUGGUGUAUUCUCACUCCAUAGAUGACCCUAAACUUAGUAGGAUUUCUAGAAACGUGAAGAGGAGUAGACCAAGUGAAAAAUACCAUCCUAGGUUCAAGAAGAGGGUUGAAAUUCAAGAUGAACCUAGAGAUCUUAAGGUCUAUCUUGAGAAGGGUAGUGGUUCUCAAGGUGGUAAGCCUACUUGUGUUACUUGUGCGAAGAAGCACUAUGGGAAAUGUCUAAUUGGUAGCGGAAAUUGCUUUGCUCGUGGUAAGGAUUUACAUAAGAUGAGGGAUUGUCCAACUAUUGCAGCUAGAGGAAAAAAAUCUAAGAAAGAUCCUCCCAGUAUUCCGGAAGGUGGUGCCUCAAAAGGUAAGGCUCGUUUCUAUGCACACCGGGCUAAGGGAGAAAACCUGGAUGAUGAUUAUGAUGUUGAUAAGUUAUAUCUUCUUUGUUUAGUAGUUAUGAGUUCCUUCUAA
This is a messenger RNA of Solanum pennellii, 492 nucleotides long. RefSeq lists its product as uncharacterized. The coding region runs from base 1 to 492 and encodes 163 amino acids. The transcript has a single exon. The record is from RefSeq and is a predicted model, not a curated record. NCBI's taxonomy places the organism in Eukaryota, Viridiplantae, Streptophyta, Magnoliopsida, Solanales, Solanaceae.